CCCCGGCUUCUCUGCGCCCCCCGUCCCCGCUCCGGCCUCUAGGCCCCGGCCCCCUCUCUUCUCCCGCAGCCUGCCCUCGGCUCCCUCCCGCCCCCCCCGGCGCCCGGCCUCCAGCUCCCUCCCCUUCCACGCCCGCCCUCUCGCCUUCGCCGUCCCAAAGUGGAUUAAUUAUACGCUUUCUGUUUCUCUCCGCGCUGCUCUCUCCCGCUGUGAGCCUGCCCGCCUCUCGCUGUCCCCUCUCCCUCUCGCCCUUUCUUCGGCCCCCCCCGUUCACGUUCACUCUGUCCCUCUCGCUAUCUCUGCCCCUCUCUGUCCUUGGUACAACAGCUGACCUCAUUUCCCGAUACCCUCUCCCCCCCUAAAAAAGUACAACAUCUGGCCCGCCCCAGCCCGCAGACAGCCCGUCCUCCCCGAACAAUCAGACGAGUUUCCCACCCCCCCCAAAAAAAAGCCAUCCCCCCGUUCUGCCCCGUCGCACAUUCGGCCCCCGCGACUGGGCCAGAGCGGCGCUGGCAGAGGAGUGCCCGGCAGGAGGGCCAACGCCCGCUGUUCGGUUCGCAAUACGCAGCAGGGAGGUGGGCGGCCCCUGCGCCGGCUUCCAGACACCAAUGGGGAUCCCAGCGGGAAAGUCGAUGUUGGCGCUGCUCGCCUUCUUGGCCUUUGCCUCGUGCUGCUAUGCUGCUUACCGCCCCAGUGAGACUCUGUGCGGCGGGGAGCUGGUGGACACCCUCCAGUUUGUCUGCGGGGACCGCGGCUUCUACUUCAGCAGGCCGGCCAGCCGCGUGAACCGCCGCAGCCGUGGCAUCGUGGAAGAGUGUUGCUUCCGCAGCUGCGACCUGGCCCUGCUGGAGACCUACUGUGCCACCCCCGCCAAGUCCGAGAGGGACGUGUCGACCCCUCCGACCGUGCUUCCGGACAACUUCCCCAGAUACCCCGUGGGCAAAUUCUUCCAAUAUGACACCUGGAAGCAGUCCGCCCAACGUCUGCGCAGGGGCCUGCCUGCCCUCCUGCGAGCCCGCCGGGGUCGCACGCUCGCCAAGGAGCUCGAGGCGUUCAGAGAGGCCAAGCAUCGCCGUCCCCUGAUCGCCCUGCCCACCCAGGACCCCGUCACCCACGGGGGUGCCUCUCCUGAGGCGUCCAGCCAUCGGAAGUGAGCCAAAUUGUCGUAAUUCUGCAAAGUAGCACCAUCCACUCAUGACCUCCUCUUGACCGGGACCUUUCCACCCGGUCCCACCUCUGAAACCUCUGUACCGUCCUGUCUGCGGGCUCCCCUGACCCGGCCCCUGUGCCCCAACCUCCCCACGUCAGGCUAGUCUGUCCUCGGCCCCCUCCAUCAGGCUGAGGGAAUCACAACAACAUCUUUAAAAAUGUACGAAACCAAUUGGCUUUAAAUCUCUCCCCAAAUUAUCACCCCCAAGUUACCCCCAAAUUACGCAACCAAAAUUACAAUCAUGAACCCCUCAAUCACACACACAUCGGCCCUCUUGAAACGAAAUGGCUUUUUAGCAACACCAGAAAAGCUAAGUAGCUUUCCAAAAAAAUCUAAAAACCUAAAAAAAAAAUCAAUCAGCUAAAAAAAAAUACUAAAAAUAAAUUGGCUUCAAAACAAUUGGCACGUUAAACGAAUUCGGCCCCCCCA
This is a messenger RNA of Hippopotamus amphibius kiboko, 1639 nucleotides long. It is a transcript of the gene IGF2, whose product is annotated as insulin like growth factor 2. Gene Ontology annotation, molecular function: growth factor activity; hormone activity. Bases 609 to 1154 code for a protein of 181 amino acids. The record is from RefSeq and is a predicted model, not a curated record. The transcript has 4 exons. Gene Ontology annotation, cellular component: extracellular region. NCBI's taxonomy places the organism in Eukaryota, Metazoa, Chordata, Mammalia, Artiodactyla, Hippopotamidae.